Hibiscus syriacus is the source of this 1652-nucleotide messenger RNA. RefSeq lists its product as uncharacterized. Bases 364 to 1014 code for a protein of 216 amino acids. The transcript has 5 exons. The record is from RefSeq and is a predicted model, not a curated record. Lineage: Eukaryota; Viridiplantae; Streptophyta; Magnoliopsida; Malvales; Malvaceae.
CCUCGCAUUUCCUCCCGAUUGCAUUUCGUCUCCUUGAAAUCGUUUCUGUUUUGAUGGUACUCAAAAGGAACUGUCGAGGGGAUUUAACAUGCUCUAGUGAAAUGUAUAAUUAACAUACUUCACUGAUGAAGAUAGUGUGUUGCUUAAUGAAUUAAGUCUUAUACUUCUGAAUUUUGGGUCUUAACAUCAAAAUGGUCACUGAGAAGGUAACAUAUCUCAAGGAUGUUGUCAUUCUUUGAGUUAGUUGUCGGGAAGUGUAAAAGUUGAAAGCUUGUAGAGUUGAAACUUGUGAGGUUUACUAAAGAUAGCUAAGACGGGGUCUCUGUGUUGUGUGGGUCAACCACACCCGGUAGAGACUGGUCGAUGGGCCCUCAAGAGCCUUGUUGGCGAACUAAUACUAGUUUCUCACCACCCCCUUCAAGAUGGGAUUUCCAUUUUCAACCCGACGGACUGUCGUAUGGUUCAUAUGAUGGUAGUCAAUUGUAUGAAUCUUCUACAUCUCCAAACAGCGAAGAAAGUAGGGGCUGGGGUCCACAGUGGACACCUCCAGUAAUACAAGAAAUCACUCUUGAUGAUUAUGAAACUGCGGUGAGAAGAGAUCAUGUUGGUGGGCGGUUACCCUUCACUGAUAUAGUUGAGGGAACUUCAACAAAUGCAGAUAGUGGUGUCUCCACUUCAUCUUAUUCAGACAGUAGUGAGUCUGAGCCCAUGGUGAAGCGGUGCUUAUCAUCUCAACAAAACGUUUCAAGUCGGUAUUACUUCAUGUCCAAACCUAUUCACCCCUUGUCCUUUCCCAUGGAGACUCCUACCACGGAAGCCGCAGACUCUGCAACUGCGGGGCUUUCAGAUGAUACAGCCAUGCCACAAAGAGAUGCCCAUCGCUGGAGCAGUGCUAGCAGCGGCAAUGAUAUUGCAGAUAUUUCUGAACCAUUUGAAUCUGUGAUGUUUGGCCGAUCGUGUAUCCCAUAUAGUGUUUUUAAAUGUAGUUUGUGUGAAAGAUAUCUCUCACAGUGAUCGCCUUGGAGUGCUCGUAGGAUUGUAAGAAGUAGUGACAUGCCUGUUGCACAUGUGGGCACACUUUCCAUGCAGAAUGUUUGGAGCAGAUAACACAAAAAGCUCGUAUAAGCGACCCUCCUUGUCCUGUAUGUUCCAAAUUUGAAGAGCAAAAUUUUCCAGAAAACUGAGUCUUCUCUAGGUUUAGGAAUAGUAUCUCAAGGGUUAGACAAUUUUCUGAGGAUGGACCACCAAGGUCUUGGAGAUGUGCACGGGCGGGAGAUUGUGUUCAAGGGGUUUUGCAGCCUCCCCCACGUAAUAGUACUAUGCUGUUGCUUAACCAAAGUCACAUGAAGAAGAAUCUCUUCAUGAAGGUCAACUCGGGUAGAGAAUUUCCCGGAUAGCUGAGAAAAAGUGGUUCGUUUUCUUUGCAACUUUUUAGUGGGAAGUCAAUCGAUCAAGGUGCGGUCGUGCGCUCGAAGACUAUUGCAGGUCCAAGCAUGAAGGGUUGAAACGUGGCAUAUCUAUCAAGGUUCUUUGAUCGAGUAAAUAUUGGGACUGGAAACUAGGUGGUGUUGUAUAGAUAUUAUUUUGUGGAAACAAAGGUUGAAAUCUAUUAAUAUCGUUUGUAUCAUACUAUUUAUUUUUAUGAUGGUGGA